Messenger RNA from Myxocyprinus asiaticus (Chinese sucker), 4510 nucleotides. Its product is annotated as indian hedgehog B protein-like. Gene Ontology annotation, biological process: cell-cell signaling; regulation of gene expression; cell fate specification. The coding region runs from base 546 to 1787 and encodes 413 amino acids. The record is from RefSeq and is a predicted model, not a curated record. The transcript has 3 exons. Gene Ontology annotation, molecular function: patched binding; calcium ion binding. Lineage: Eukaryota; Metazoa; Chordata; Actinopteri; Cypriniformes; Catostomidae.
AACCCGUGGGGAGGAGUGGCAGGCAGGGAAAGAGAGGGGCCAAAAACUGCCAGGGUGCGGUCUUAGUGCGCCGGUGGCAACUCAGAUCACUUUAAUUCCCGAUUCAAGUGGAAGACGUGCGCCAAAGGAGCUCGUUCAAAGACAGCAGCAGCCCCUCUGACAAUCCUGGUCUGCGACGGAGUUACACCGUAUCACUCUCUCGCCUAGAGUCUGUUAGAUAAAUAAAUGGACUUGCCUGCUCAUUCUCAUUUCUGUGUUUUUCUCGAGAGACCAACGUUGCGCAUUCUAUGGGCACUGAACACUUGGUAUCACUGGAUCUUUUCUCCAGCGUCUCUCCAUGACAGCCUCUGCGUAAACCGACUUAACUUUUACGCACUGACGAUGACGAGGAUAAGGGUGAUCAAGAAGUAGAGAUUUUGUCCUCCACCCCCCAUCUUUUACCCCGUGGGGGGUAAUAAGGAUCUGCUGGGGGGGUAGUGUCUAAUUCAGCGGCAAGCUGUGCCACCGUACCGAUCGUGUUGGAGUGCCCGGCGGGUUGGGGUGGAAUGCGUCUCCCUGUGGUGUUUGGGCUCCUCGUCGGCUGCGCCCUGAUUUUCGCACCUGUUAACGAGGGCUGUGGGCCGGGGAGGGGAUAUGGAAAAAGGCGGCCUCCGAAGAAACUGACACCCCUUAAUUACAAACAGUUCAGUCCAAAUGUAGCCGAAAAGACACUGGGAGCUAGCGGGAGACACGAAGGCAAGAUAACCAGGAUCUCUGAGCGCUUUAAAGAGCUGACGCCGAACUACAACCCAGAUAUCAUCUUCAAAGAUGAGGAGAACACAGGUGCGGAUCGACUCAUGACGCAGCGCUGUAAAGAUAAGCUGAACUCUCUGGCUAUCUCAGUGAGGAACAUGUGGCCCGGGCUGAAGCUCCGGGUGACUGAGGGCUGGGAUGAAGACGGCCAUCAUUUUGAAGAUUCACUGCACUAUGAGGGCAGAGCUGUUGAUAUCACCACCUCUGAUCGCGACCGCAAUAAAUAUGGCAUGUUGGCACGUCUAGCAGUGGAGGCCGGUUUUGAUUGGGUCUACUAUGAGUCCAAAGCUCACGUCCACUGCAGUGUGAAGUCAGAGCACUCUGUGGCUGCUAAGACUGGGGGCUGUUUUCCUGCAUCGGCUCUCGUCACUGUUGAGAAUGGUAGCAUGAAGAACAUGGAGAGCUUACAGCCUGGUGAGAGAGUACUUGCAUCUUCAAAAAGCGACGGCAGCGGACCGUUCAUCUACAGUGAAGUUAUCGCCUUCCUGGACCGAGAUCUUACUGUCCAGAAGCAGUUCUACACCAUCGAAACAGACUCUGGUGCUAAACUGACCCUGACGGCAGCUCAUCUCCUGUUUGUAUCUCAGGGGAACUGCUCCGGGCCUGUAGUGAGGGAAGAGCUGCAAUCUAUAUUUGCUAGUGACGUGCUGCCAGGUCAGUGUGUGGUGUCCACACAAGGAGCAGGACAGCAGGGGCAUCUGUCCCGGGUCACUACGAUCCAAAUUCAGGUGGACAAGGGUGUUUUUGCUCCACUCACCCGCCAUGGCACAGUGGUGGUCAAUGGCAUAGUUUCCUCCUGCUAUGCAGCCGUGGACCAGCACUGGCUGGCUCACUGGGCUUUUGGCCCACUCAGGGUACUCUAUAGCUGGGGAGGGCCAGUUGGACAUCAGGAUGUGGGGAUACACUGGUAUUCCUCACUGCUGCACUGGGUUGGGACUCAUGUGCUAGACCCAGCACAUUUCCACCCCUGGAGCAUGAUGGACAAUGACAGAUGAAAGGAAGGGGGGGGGGGGGCUGAGAAUGUCUCUAGAAAAAGAAGUGUUCAGUCGUUAGGGGGAAGGAACACAAUGGAUGGGAUCAAAGGAUCUAAAAGAAGGGAACAGGCAAAGAAAGGAUCCUACUUGAGAGAAAGAAGUGAGGAACAAAUUCUGAAAUGAAGAACAGAAUCAUUUAUGACUCUGAAUAGACACUUCUAUUAAAAGACUAAAAGGAUACAGCAAUUCUGUGGGUCGACUCUCAUUUGAGGAAAUAAGUGGACAUGGACAUGACCAAACUGAUUCUUUAAAACCCAUUUGUAAAAAAUAUUUAACAACUUUUUCAAAUGGGUUUUCUAUACUGCCAACACUGGAACAUUCUCACAUAUAUACAAAGACGCACACGUUUUUACAUAGUUCUUUAUUGUUCUACACACACACAUUAAAUAUACAUAUCAUUAUAGUCACUGAAGUAAUUAAACAGGUAAACUACACAAGAAUUUGCUUGUACUCAGGUAUGCAAUGACUCAACAACAGGAAAUCAGCCCAACCUUACCUGAUAAGGUUGGGGUUGAUUGAAAAGAAAUGAGACUGGAAGGCACACACAAAUACACCCUCAGCAACUUACACUUAAAGACAGCUUGGGGAAAACAUGCAAUGCCUUUACAACAUCAGAACAAUGUCUUAUCAAACUACAAAGAAACCUGCUGUACUUUCAGGUCCAUUAGGGUUCAUAACUGUUUUGUGUUCAUUCAUAUGCUCACAGUACAUGUUUCUCACUGUAAAAGUGGUGGUGUCUUUCCCAGCUUAAUCAAGUAUUUAAUGGUCACAUUGUACACUGUAUUUCUAAAUCUAGCACACAUAAGGGUUUGAGUACAUAACGUUUAUGAAGGCUUCAUACAAAAAUACAAUUACAGAAAGAGUUUACUCAGUGCAAUGUGUAGCAAUGUUAUAAGCAGCAGCAUUUAUGCCAGUUUAUGUAGUACAUAUGUGUGCUUUAUGCCGUAAUACUCAUAUUUCCAUUACAAUUUACUGUAUUUAUCUGUUCUGUGGCAUUAUUUACAUUUUUACUUAAAUAUGUCAGAAAUUAUAUAAUAUUUGUACAACUAUUUAAAGAUCUAUUUUUCAGAAUUAAAGAUUAUGGAAAUAUGUGCCUUUGUCAUUAUUUAGAGAUUACUUCAGUUUGUUAUGAGUAGUCUCACUCCGAGUACUCCAAGCUAAAAGUAUAAGCUAGGUUAACCUCCUGAGACCCGAGAGUGAAUGCUGUGUGCAUUUUCCAUUUUCCUUUUUGAUUUGUAACUAGUAGCACCUGAUAAACAAGCAAAAAAAAAAAAAAAAAAUUCUAGGACAAAUAGUUUCCUAAAAAUUCAUGUCCACAUAUGUGGACAGCGGGACUACGUUGUGAAAUUUUUCAAUAAUACCAAGCUAUAGAAAGUCCAGAGUGUUGGUUAUUCAUGUUUUUGAGAUGUUGCAGACAUUACAGCUGAUUUUCUGUAAAGCCAGUAUCAUCCAAUCACUGCAAACCAUUUUAAAAUAAAAUUUAGCAUUAUAAAUUCUGAAUCUAUGUACUUAUUGCCAUUGUACCAUGUCUGCCAAACAUGUUGAGUGGUGCAAACAUCAUUUGCAGCCUGAAACUGAACUUUUGGGCAGAUUUUAGGAGUGAAUGCACUUAAAUGCAUUUAGCUGCCUCCCUUGCUCCCUAUUUAGUGAAUGACUUAACCUCCAUUGUGCUGUCUGUCUGCACUGGUCUCAGAAAAGUUUGAAAUGCACCUUAUAUUCAACUCCAUACAAAGCCUCUGAGAGCAAAAUUUUUCAGAUUUUGGAUGAACCCAUUGAUUCUCAUUGUUAAAAUGCACAGUAAAUAUAGGAAUGCAUUUACUAAUGUUAAUGAAUAGAACCAUAUUGUAUAGUGAUAAAAUAAAAUAUUACAAAAUUUAUAUUCAAACUAAGUGAAAUGACCCCACAAAUGUGUUCAUGUUGAAAGUUAUUCAAAAUAACUCUCAUGUUGUUUUCAACUUUUGGAGAAUAAUGUCCCAAAAUCCAUGUUUGUGGACAUGUUUACCAGCACGCUGGCAUUUUUAAAAGCGGCAUAUCUAACUAAACUUGAGAUGUCUUUACACCAAAACGGGUUUCAAUGAAAAACUUAGAGGUUUCUUACCAGAGGCACUUUUGUUGGCUCUGCACCCAUACAGUAGAUGUGCUUCAUGGAUGUUUCAUGUGACUUGGUGUAUAAGAAGUUUAACUCUUUUUUCCUCUUUUUUUACCCAAUUUGGAAUGCCCAAUUCCCAAUGCGCUCUAAGUCCUCGUGGUCGUGUAGUGAUUUGCCUCAGUCCGGGUGGCAGAGGACGAAUCUCAGUUGCCUCCGCGUCUGAGACUGUCAACCCGUGCAUCUUAUCACAUGGCUUGUUGAGCGCGUUGCCACGGAGACAUAGCGCAUGUGGAGGCCAUCCACCGCGGUAUCCACGCUCAACUUACCAUGCACCCCACCGAGAACGAACCACAUUAUAGUGACCAUGAGGAGGUUACCCCAUGUGACUCUACCCUCCCUAGCAACGGGGCCAAUUUGGUUGCUUAGGAGACCUGGCUGGAGUCACUCAGCACACCCUGGGAUUUGAACUAGAGAACUAGCGAACUCCAGGGGUGGUAGGCAGCGUCUUUUAACACUGAGCUACCCAGGCCCCCAGAAGUUUAACUCUUAAAUGACAUUCUACAGUGUUGUGAACAGUAUUCAGUCAGUUUAAAUU